Rotaria sp. Silwood2 is the source of this 2112-nucleotide messenger RNA. The record is from the annotation of a GenBank genome assembly. NCBI's taxonomy places the organism in Eukaryota, Metazoa, Rotifera, Eurotatoria, Philodinida, Philodinidae.
AUGUUUACAAAGGUAAAGACUGCUAUACAUUCAUUCCGGAAUGGAUCUCCAUAUGAAAGACAGAUUACACAAUCAACUGUACAAAACAAUGAAAUAGUUACUAAUUAUCAGAAACGAACAGACAAGAAUGAAGAGGAUGUUACAAUUGUUUGGUUAAGUAAGGAUACAAACAAUACGAAAACGCAAUCACUUAUUGCGGCUAUUCGAUCUAUUAAUGAUUAUAUUCAGGUCUUUAACGAUCAAGAUGAGGCUCUGGCAUAUAUCGAAUCAAUCUUUGAAGAAAAAGUCUGGUUGAUUGUUGAUUAUCUUUCUGAUCAUCUUCUUAAUAUUCUGGAAGCAUUAAAACAAGUCGAUAGUCUUUUUCUUUAUACAUCUGAAACAUCUAAAGAACUUUCGCCACGUGUUACAGCUCUUUGUCCUACUGAACAACAACUUAUUGAUGAAAUAAAACAUAUUCGUCGACAAAUCAAUAAUCAAAUGACAACCUUUUCUAUUUAUAAUCAAAUAAAAACGGAAAAAAUUGAUCUAACUCAAGAAGUUGGCACUUUUCUCUUCUUUGAACUUUUUAAAGUUGCUUUUAGGAAAUUACCGAAGAAAUCCGAAGCUAAAAAACUAAUGGCUUCAAAAUAUCGUAAUUAUUACGCAGACAAUCCAAAAGUAUUAGAAGAAAUAGUUCAUUUUGAACAUGAUUAUAAGCCACAUGAAGCACUUCAAUGGUAUAUAAAUAAUUCAUUUAUUUAUCGAUUAAUUAAUAAAGCUCUUUGUACGAAAAAUAUAAGUUCUUUAUGCUGUUUUCAUUUUUAUAUCAAGGAUUUAUCAAAACAAUUAGAAAAAGAAUUUACUAAAUUUAAAAAACAAAAUUCUUCAUCUCCUAUUCAAUUAUAUAGUGGUUUUAAAACAACACGAGAAGGAAUAAAAAAUUUCGAACGUAAUAUUGGUAAUUUAAUUUUUACUCAUGGAUAUUUGUCAACGACACGUCAACGUCGUUUAGCCUAUGAUUUUGUUAUGAAGCAAUCAAUGCAAUCUGAUGAAGAAAAAGUUUUAUUUGAAUAUACUGUAGACUUAAAUCAUGUUACAUCAAUAACUCUUGCCGAUAUUUCUGAAUAUAAUAAAUUUUCAGACCAAAAUGAAAUACUUUUUGAUUUAGGAGCUGUCUUUAAAAUAAACUCGUGUGUAUAUAAUGCUAAAGAAAACUUAUGGUUAGUAAAAGUUAAUGCGACAGAUGAAGGUUUUGAAGUUACUUCCGAAUAUAUUAAAUAUCAGACAUCCAAAAUGGCUGAAUCUAAUAUUAUAUUAGUGCUUGGUCAUUUACUUAUUGAAAUGGGUGAUUAUGAUAGAGCAGAAAAAUAUUUUAAUACAAUUCUACAUUCAUCGAUUCCAAAUGAUGAAGAAAUUUCGUGUAUCUAUUAUCAUAUGGGUCGAAUUUAUCGAUUAAAAGGUGACUACGAACGUGCACUCGAGUUUCUUAAACAAGCUUAUGAAACACAUUCAGAAGCUCGACCAUCUCGUUUGACAAGUGCAGCUAAAGCAAUGAAUGCUAUUGGUAUUGUUCAUAUGGAACAGAAUAAUGUUCAACAAGCUAUUGAUUCUUUUGAAUGUGCUCUGAAAUUAUAUGCAAAAACUAUUCAAGAACAUCAUCCAGAUGUUGGUGGAACACUCAUUAAUCUUGCUAAUAUUUAUUGUGAACGAGAACAAUAUGAAAAAGCUCUUUCUUGUUUUAAACGUGCAGAAUAUAUCUAUGAAUGUAGUUUACCACCUAAUCAUCCAAACAAAGCAAUCCUACUUAAUAAUCUUGGUAAUUUUUAUUUGCAUCAACGUCAGUUGAAUUUAGCUUUGAACGCUUAUCAACAAGCUUUUGACAUCAAUGAAAAAAUUUUACCUGCUAAUCAUCCUGAUAUUGCAAGAAAUAAACAUAAUCUAUCUAAGGUACAUAUAAUGAUUUGUGAUCGAAAUAAAGCUGACUCUCAACUUCAACAAGCUCCCGAAUACAGUCAAGUCGUCGCAUGUUCAAGUAUGGAACCGGCGAAAAUCAAUUUAUUUGUAUCGGAAACUUCUCAAGUACAUAAAAGUUCAGAGCAGCCAGCAGAAAUGAUUGAAAUGGCGCAGUAUUAA